GGGGUAGGUGUAAACUCGCAGUCUUAAUAUGGCUAGUCUUGGUGUGGAGAUAUUAAAGCAUGAAAGAGAGACCCUUCCACUCAUCAUACAGCCGAGAAAUAUUGAGAGCAGUAGCGUUGAGUACUUAAAGGAAUGGAUAGCAGAGAAUCAAGAGGCCAUCAAUAAAUAUUUACUGACAUAUGGUGCUGUUUUGUUCAGGGGUUUCUCUAUUGAGGAAGGUAUACAGUUCCAGGAAGCUGUCCAGUCUUAUGAGAAGGAGUUGAGUACAGAGUAUCGUGGUACAUCACCUCGUACACUUAUUCCAGGGACUCAGUUUGUUUUUUCUGCUAGUGAGUUACCAUCAUACUUCCCCAUACCCCAACAUCUGGAAAUGUCAUUUUUGCCUUGUCCUCCAAAGAAGAUAUUCUUCUGCUGCCUAGAGGCACCUACUUCACAAGGAGGCGAAACUACACUCUGUGAUUUCAAAAAAGUAUAUGAUCAGAUGGAUCCAUCAGUACGAGAUAAAUUUGAGUCAAAAGGCGUAGCUUACAUUAGAAAUUAUUCAUCAGUGAAGCCUUUCCUCUCACAGCCAUUGCAGCUUAAAGGAUGGAGCGCUGUGUUUGAGACAGAAAAGAAGGAGGAAGUGGAGAAAGAAUUAAGAAGGACUAAUAUGGAUUUCAAGUGGGGUGCUAAUGAUCAUUUAUGCAUUACUAACAAAGCUUCGGCAGUUGAAGUCCAUCCUGUUACAGGAGACAAGAUUUGGUUUAAUCAUCUUUCAAUAUUUCAUUGGGCUAUGCCCUAUCAAGAGUAUGGCUAUAUUUUUAAGCGAAUGAGAAAAAUCUUCUACCUUUUCCUGACAAUUAUAUCCUGGAUAAUACAAAACAUCUUUGUUGCAAUUAAAAAGCCUGCAGGUAUGGGAAUGCAUACCAUGUUUGGAGAUGGUAGCGAGAUUCCUUUGUCUGACGUGUCUCAUGUCAGAGAGAUCAUUCACAAGAAUAUGGUGUUUGAUAGAUGGAGGAAAGGAGACCUCUUGAUGAUUGAUAAUUUCCGUGUUUCUCAUGGAAGACAGCCUUACAGUGGUAAAAGAAAGAUAGUUGUGGCCUGGAGUCAUCCAUUGUUAAAACUGAGCUUAAAAUAACAUUAAGUUGUGUUUUUAUUAUCAUUAUUAUAAGCUAUAUACUUUAUGCUAUUUAAUGAUAACAAUAGUUAAGUGCUGCAUGUAGGCCGCCUUUUUGCAUAAUCAGAAUUUCAAAAAUUUAAA
Amphimedon queenslandica is the source of this 1240-nucleotide messenger RNA. Its product is annotated as dapdiamide synthesis protein DdaC-like. The transcript is spliced from 8 exons. Lineage: Eukaryota; Metazoa; Porifera; Demospongiae; Haplosclerida; Niphatidae. Gene Ontology annotation, molecular function: oxidoreductase activity. The record is from RefSeq and is a predicted model, not a curated record. The coding region runs from base 29 to 1117 and encodes 362 amino acids.